AUGUUUAAAGAGGCAGAGCAAUGGCGCAAGGAGAACAAUGUGAACGAGCUUUACGAAUCUUUUAACUUCCCCGAGAGGGAGGCCGUGAGCAAGAUUUAUCCCCAGUACUACCACAAGAUUGACGCUAAUGGCCGUCCUGUGUACAUUGAACAACUCGGACGCCUGAACAUCAAGGAGCUAUUUGAAAUCACUACUCCAGAGCGACUCAUCCAGCAACUCAUCUACGAGUACGAAAAAUUUCAGCGCGAGCGUCUGCCUGUCUGCUCAGAAAUUCGCCACGAGUUGAUUGAGACGAGCUGUACGAUCUUGGAUUUGAAGAAUGUCGGUGUUAGCCAAUUCUGGAAGGUUUCUAGCUACGUUCAGCAGGCUAGCAAGAUUGGCCAGUACUACUACCCCGAGACCAUGGGUCGUUUCUACAUUAUUAAUGCGCCCUUUAUCUUUACCACUGUCUGGUCUGUAAUCAAGGGCUGGCUUGACCCUGUUACCACUGAAAAGAUCCAAAUCCUUGGCUCCAGCUACAUUGGUGAACUCUCCAAGCAGAUCCCAGUUGAGAGCAUCCCUUCGAUCUUGGGCGGCAAGUGCAACUGUCCUGGCGGGUGCGGGCUUUCCGACGCCGGCCCUUGGAACUCACCCGAGGGCGAAAGUAUCAUUAAGCAGGUCAAGACUGAAAAGAAACUACUUGUCGAAAAUUAUGACAGGAAACUCAAGGGCCUCCCGCCUGUCGGCGAGGACCAGGCUGAUUCGCAAGAGGGCGCCGAUGCUUCGGCGCCUACUUCAAAGGAAGAGGAUGGCGUAUCUCCCGUCGCGAACGCAUCGAGCCAGACUUUCCCGCGAGUCGCCGAGCAGUCUUUUACAAACCAGUCUGCUGUGACAAACGUAUCGUCACACCACUCAACGACAAUUGCAGGCGCUGCGCCUGCCAUCCUGCAGCCGAGCGGCUCGCUUGCGGAAAGCGCACAAGUGAUCGGUUCCUCUGAUAUGAUUGAACUGCCUACGUCGGCGCCCGGCGAACUUGCGCCUCCGAUCUCCAACCAAUAG
Messenger RNA from Malassezia vespertilionis, 1038 nucleotides. RefSeq lists its product as uncharacterized. The record is from RefSeq and is a predicted model, not a curated record. The transcript is spliced from 3 exons. The coding region runs from base 1 to 1038 and encodes 345 amino acids. NCBI's taxonomy places the organism in Eukaryota, Fungi, Basidiomycota, Malasseziomycetes, Malasseziales, Malasseziaceae.